Messenger RNA from Pecten maximus, 789 nucleotides. RefSeq lists its product as uncharacterized. NCBI's taxonomy places the organism in Eukaryota, Metazoa, Mollusca, Bivalvia, Pectinida, Pectinidae. The coding region runs from base 1 to 789 and encodes 262 amino acids. The transcript has a single exon. The record is from RefSeq and is a predicted model, not a curated record.
AUGUCACGUUCACAGUGGAAACAUGUCCAGGUCCUGGCUGAGCAGUUUUGGAGACAAUGGCGUAAGGAGUUUCUUCCUCUGUUACAAGCCAGGAAGAAGUGGAACCAGGAAUCUCGCAACCUUGAGGCAGUUUAUGUCCUUAUGAAGGACGAACAAGAAGCGCGCAAUGAUUGGUCCCUUAAUUUUAAUAAUUGCCACCCGUCUAUAAAAUUUACAAUGGAGGAGAUGCAUGCUGAUAAGAUCCCAGUAUUGGACACCCUCAUUAUAAGGCGGGACAAUGGCAGCCUCACAUUCAGUGUGUACCGUAAGCCGACACAUACAGAUCAGUACCUGAAGUAUGACAGUCACCAGUCUCUUGAACACAUACUUGGGGUUAUAAGAACUCUUACUCAUCGGGCGAACACUAUUUGUUCUACGGAUGAUAGGUUAGAGCAGGAGAUUGACCACCUAAAGCAGGUACUAAGAACAUCCGGCUACAGCAAAAAAAAUCAGCAUAGCAGCAAGAAGAAGACACCAAACCCUUCUACCAUCAGGGAACACCUAGCUCAAGGCCAUAUCACUAGUCCUUAUGUGGGUGGCGUGUCUGAGUCUAUAGCCAGAAAGAUCCGGAAGCUGGACGUGAUGGUCCACACCAAACCAGUCAACACCAUCCGUAGCAUGCUAGUGGCUCCUAAGGAUAAGACCAAUACACUAGAAAAGUCAGGAGCUAUCUACCACAUCCAGUGUGCAGACUGUCCAGCUACAUAUGUAGGCGAGAUCAAGAGAGAGCUCUCCGGAAGAGGGCCAUAG